UAAACAUAUUUUUCUAUUUUUCUCACGCAUUUCAUUUAAGACUACUUUUUCUGUUUGCUUUUUCUUUCUUGUUACAGUUAUGCUUCGUUUAAAUACUUUUUCGAACUUUAGAAACUUGAAGCAAGUUCGUUUUAUUGCCUCCAAAGCCAUAGAAAGACCUCACUCGCACGCUUUUUAUGAUGAUAAGAUUACAACAUUUGCCAGUAAACCUGUGAAGCCAGUAACUUUAAAGCAGCUUGUUCGGUUUGGACAGCCUCCUUUAUCAAACGAAAGUCUCCAAGCAUGUACACACUAUGCCAAGUCAGAGCUACCAGUGCGUUUAGCAAGACGCGUUCGCGCCUUUCAAAGUUUGCCUUUUAUUGUAGGGACUAAUCCUUAUAUUAAAGAGAUUUACAACCUUUAUUAUGACUCUUUUGAGUCCUUGGUGAAAUACGCUCUCCCUGGUGCAUCCAAUGAUGAUGUAGAGUUCAUUGAAAAGUUAAAGGCCUUUGUUGAACGACACAGUGACAAUAUUCCUACACUUGCUCGAGGUUUCUUGGAAUGUAAGCAAUACAUGAAUUCACAAGAUAUGGCAAGGUUUUUAGACGACAUGAUUCAAGCACGAAUAGGCAUUCGUUUGAUUGCUGAACAAGCUAUUGCAUUAAUGCACCAAAAAGAUAUUGAAACAGACGGUUAUAUUGGCAUCAUUGAUACGCAAAUCAAACCAAAUCAAUUGAUUAAACAGUGCGCAGACUUUGUUGCAGAACUAUGUGAAUUUAAUUAUGGAGAGAGUCCAGAAGCAAUUAUUGAUGGCCAUACAAAUACCAAAUUCACCUAUGUUCCAGUUCAUUUAGAGUAUAUCUUGACUGAACUAUUAAAGAACUCUUACAGAGCAACAGUAGAGCACCAUAAAAAGAUGGGAAGAACAACAUCUUUGCCUCCAAUUCAGAUCACCAUCAGUCAAGGUACAGAAGAUAUUUCUAUCCGUAUUCGUGACCAAGGCAAUGGUAUCAGUGAUGAAGAUCUUCACAAAGUAUUUGAGUAUUCUUAUACAACUGUAUCUAAAGCAAAAGAUGAUGCUGAAAAGGAUCCUUCCAAUAUUUUUAGAAAUAUUACUGAAAUGGCAAUGCAGAGUGGUGUCGGGGGUCCUUUGGCUGGAUUAGGGUUUGGUUUACCCUUGGCUAGAAUGUACGCUCGCUAUUUUGGUGGUUCUCUUACUUUGGUGUCUAUGUGGGGAUUUGGAUGUGAUGUGUUUCUCAAAUUAAAACAUAUUGAUGAUUCUAUGGCAGAAGGACUAGAGAUUUAAGAAUAAUAAAAGACACAGAGGUACAUGUACGGAUCAUGAGGUUGUAGUUACCAAGUUAUGUUUUCGUUUGCAUAAUGGACAAAACACAAUAAUUAGACCUCCU
This is a messenger RNA of Gilbertella persicaria, 1388 nucleotides long. Its product is annotated as branched-chain alpha-ketoacid dehydrogenase. Gene Ontology annotation, molecular function: pyruvate dehydrogenase (acetyl-transferring) kinase activity. Gene Ontology annotation, biological process: regulation of glucose metabolic process; protein phosphorylation. The transcript is spliced from 3 exons. The coding region runs from base 80 to 1285 and encodes 401 amino acids. The record is from RefSeq and is a predicted model, not a curated record. Gene Ontology annotation, cellular component: mitochondrion. Lineage: Eukaryota; Fungi; Mucoromycota; Mucoromycetes; Mucorales; Choanephoraceae.